GGUAUGAGUGUCCAGUACCACGGCAAGCUGCCGCACCAUGAAAAGUCGACGUGGGACCAUCUGGUGCAAGCAGCACAGGGAGACGCGCUGAGCGCGUACAUUAGUGAUCACGGAUACGGCGAGAUCUUUGGUGUGCUUGAACCAACUCCAAAAGGAAAAGACUGCCGCAGGCACAGUGAAGAGAGACUCCCAUCGCAGUUACCAUGACACCCUCACAAAUUACCACCACGACUACUACGAACACCUGAGUAGAGCGGAAAAGAGAACCUGGGACGGACUUACAAACGCCGCCAAGACCGACACCGUCACCGCUUAUAUCUCUUCUAUCGGAUACGGACCCAUCUUCGGACUUCUGGAACCAACUGCAGAAGGAAGCAGCCAACGCAGCCUGAACCAAGGGAAGAAACUGAAUAAGGCUGGCCUGGGAACUCUUCGCUUUUAGGAGAGUUCACUUAAAAUAAAAGUACACUUAUUAAUUAAUCAC
Molecule: messenger RNA, 484 nt
Organism: Aplysia californica (California sea hare)
Lineage: Eukaryota; Metazoa; Mollusca; Gastropoda; Aplysiida; Aplysiidae
Source: RefSeq, a predicted model, not a curated record